Molecule: messenger RNA, 1935 nt
Organism: Metarhizium album ARSEF 1941
Lineage: Eukaryota; Fungi; Ascomycota; Sordariomycetes; Hypocreales; Clavicipitaceae
Product: Peroxisomal targeting signal 1 receptor family
Exons: 2
Coding region: 1-1935 (644 amino acids)
Biological process (GO): protein import into peroxisome matrix, docking
Cellular component (GO): peroxisomal membrane; cytosol
Molecular function (GO): protein binding
Source: RefSeq, a predicted model, not a curated record
AUGUCGUUUAUGGGAGGCGCGGAAUGCUCCACGGCGGGGAAUCCCUUGAGCCAGUUUCAGAAACACGUCCAAGAUGACAAGACUCUGCAGCGAGACCGGCUUGUGGGAAGAGGACCCGGUGGUUCGAUGGGUGGCUUUCGAAGCCAGGCUGCCAAUGCUCCUCAGGACGAGAUGAUGAAUGGCUUUCUCAAUGGCGGCCCGACCCUCCAACCGGAAUUCCCUAUGCAAGCGGGACCUGCUCUGAGCCCAGCACAACAUGCCCCGAUGCGCGCCAGCUCGGCCUCGCCGUCGUGGGCUCAAGAUUUCAACAGUCAGCCAGGCAUGGAGUCGGCUUUCAAGCCGCCCCCCGGAGCUCACUUCUCGUCGGAUGAAUAUGCCCGAUUCCAAGGGCUGAAUGGUCAAGCGUCGUCAGCUCGGUCCAGUCCAAUGCAGAAUGCCAACUUACCCAGCCAGAUGCCCCAAAGGCCAAUGAUGGGAGUCGGUAUGGUGAAUAUGGGCAUGGGCUACGGCCAGUUCCAACCCAUGUAUCAGAACCAGCCCCCGCAGCAGCACCAAGCCAAGGGUAAAGGCAAGUUGGUAGAGUUGGACGACAGCAAAUGGGAAGAGCAGUUUGCCCAACUCGAGCUCCAGGAUCAGGAGGCAGAACAGCUCAAGCAGAGGGAGAAGGAGCAUGACGAAGCCAACGCAGCUGAGCGGGAACUUGACGAGAUUGACAAGGCAAUGCAAUCUGAAACGAAUGAGUUUGGUGACUUCGAAUCCCUCUGGAAAGGAAUCCAAGCUGAGACGGCUGCUGCUAGGUCCAUGGUCAACGACGAUACUUUUUUCGACGAGUUCGAUACCGAAUGGAGCAACGACAACAUCCCCCGCGACUUCUCCAUGGGAGACUGGGGCCGAUUCGGCGAUCCCGUCGUCGAGAGCUACUUGUUCGAACAAGAAAACUUCUUCCGCGACGAAAAAAACGCCUUUGACGAAGGUGUACGGGUCAUGAAGGAGGGCGGAAAUCUAUCCCUUGCCGCCUUGGCAUUUGAGGCCGCGGUGCAGCAAAACCCCAACCACACCGAGGCCUGGGUGUACCUGGGCAAGGCCCAGGCUCAGAACGAAAAGGAGACGGCUGCAAUCCGUGCCAUGGAGCAGGCCUUGAAGCUGGAUCCUAACAGCCUGGAAGCAUUGAUGGGCCUGGCGGUAUCAUACACCAACGAGGGUUACGACAGCACCGCGUACAGGACGCUGGAGCGCUGGCUGUCAGUCAAGUACCCCAACGUCCUGGACCCCAAGGAUCUGCAUCCAGCCUCGGAGCUGGGCUUCACAGACCGGCAAAUCCUUCAUGAAAAAGUAACAAAGCUGUUUAUUGAGGCUGCUCGGCUUGGUCCCGAUGGAGAGCACAUGGACCCCGACGUCCAAGUCGGCCUCGGCGUCUUGUUUUAUGGUGCAGAAGAGUACGACAAGGCGGUGGACUGCUUCCAGUCGGCGCUACAUUCAUCAGAGUUGGGCACGUCAAACCAACAGGAACAGGUUCAUCUGCUCUGGAACCGACUCGGGGCCACGCUGGCAAACAGCGGGCGCUCAGAAGAAGCCAUUGCGGCCUACGAGCACGCGCUUUCUCUGUCUCCCAAUUUCGUUCGGGCCCGUUACAACCUGGGAGUGAGCUGCAUCAACAUCAACUGCCACCAGGAGGCGGCUUCCCACUUCUUGGCUGCCCUGGAGAUGCACAAGUCGAUUGAGAAGUCUGGACGGAGCAAGGCUCACGAGAUCCUCGGCGACAAUGCCGGCAGCAACGUGGACGAGGUUAUUGACAGGAUGUCGGCACAGAACCGCAGCAGCACAUUGUAUGAUACUCUAAGACGAGUGUUUACUCAAAUGGGGCGCAGAGACUUGGCUGAGAAGACGGUCGCAGGCGUUGACCCUGACAUUUUCCGACCAGAGUUUGAUUUUUAG